UGACGAGCCAGAGUCUCUCUCUCUUUGGGCGUGGCCAUCCAGCGCGUCUGUGGCAACCGGCGGUAGGUGGGGUGUAAGUGGUCUCCAGCUGCCGGUGAGUGUAAGUGCGGGGAGGCCGGAGUGCGGGCGGCAUGGACGAGUUUCAGACAGCGGAGGAGUCUUCAUUCGUUGUAGAUGAAGUGAGCAACAUCAUUAAAGAGUCAAUAGAAAGUGCCAUCGGUGGAAAUGCUUAUCAACACAACAAAGUCAACCAGUGGACCACCAAUGUUGUGGAACAAACUCUGAGCCAACUUACAAAACUGGGGAAGCCAUUCAAGUACAUUGUUACUUGCGUGAUCAUGCAAAAGAAUGGUGCAGGUCUUCAUACAGCGAGUUCAUGUUUUUGGGAUAAUUCAACGGAUGGAAGCUGUACUGUGAGAUGGGAGAACAAGACUAUGUACUGUAUAGUCAGUGCCUUUGGACUUGCAAUUUGACCACUUUCUUCUUGGUUCCAGUCAUGCAAUAGUUCUUUCAUCCUUUAUGUAUUUUGCUUUGUACACACUCUGACAUGUAAUGCGUGUUUAUUUUUUUUAUUUUUUUUUGUUUGUUUUUUCUUUCACUCACAGUUUCUUUACUAUGUUAGCACUUUUUUUUUCUUUCAAUGUACUGAACCUCUAUGUAAUUUGAGGUGCUACAACCUAAAAGUGCCACUAUAAAACGUAAUUCAAGUCAUACCUCUGAUACACUAACUAUUUCUUGUCAUAUUUUAGCUAAUGCAAAAUAAAUUAUUGGUUUAAACAUUUUAUAUAUUUAUAAGUUGUAUUUU
Messenger RNA from Hyla sarda, 805 nucleotides. RefSeq names its product dynein light chain Tctex-type 1 (gene DYNLT1). Gene Ontology annotation, molecular function: dynein intermediate chain binding. The record is from RefSeq and is a predicted model, not a curated record. The transcript is spliced from 5 exons. NCBI's taxonomy places the organism in Eukaryota, Metazoa, Chordata, Amphibia, Anura, Hylidae. Gene Ontology annotation, biological process: microtubule-based movement. The coding region runs from base 132 to 473 and encodes 113 amino acids. Gene Ontology annotation, cellular component: cytoplasmic dynein complex; cytoplasm.